Molecule: messenger RNA, 4406 nt
Organism: Archocentrus centrarchus (flier cichlid)
Lineage: Eukaryota; Metazoa; Chordata; Actinopteri; Cichliformes; Cichlidae
Gene: zc3h7bb
Product: zinc finger CCCH-type containing 7Bb
Exons: 21
Coding region: 318-2993 (891 amino acids)
Biological process (GO): miRNA processing
Molecular function (GO): miRNA binding; protein binding; metal ion binding
Source: RefSeq, a predicted model, not a curated record
UAUAACACCGUAAAUGCCAACAUUGUGGGGCAAACGGCGAAUGACGGAAGCAGUGACACAGUUGUUGCUGCCCUCCUGCGGCCACAGGCCUCCUGUGUGUGGAUACUUGUUGCCGUAACAGCUAGCCGCGGCAGCCAGUGAGUUGUAUGUACCAGCAGCCGUAGCAGUAGCUGGAAAAGUCGUGCUCCGUCCACACACCAAUGACAGGGACACUAAACGCAGAGAUAUGCGCAUGGUUAUCGAGUGAUAAUUGGCUGCUUUUUCUGACCGUUAUCGCUAACGCUCCGUGAAGGCAUCUCUGAUCUGAACUCUCGGAUAUGGAUCCUGAACGGCAGAAAAGAAGAGAGGAGAUUCAGAGGGCAAUGAGCUUUAUCCAGUCUUCAUUGCCUUUCCCAGAGCCAGAGAGCUAUGAGGCAUUUCUGACUCAGUUGGUGUGUAACUUGCUGGAUGAAGGGAAUUCAUGUUUUCGGGAUGGAGACUGGCUUCAAGCAACCCAACAGUAUGGAGAGGGGAUCAGUGUUGCUCGCUACGCCCAGGCUGAGGCUCUUGUCAUCCCCCACGAGCUGCUUGAGAGCCUCUAUGUCAACAGGGCUGCUGCCUACUACCAAAUGAGGGAGUAUGAGCGUGGUGUUCAGGACUGUGACAGUGCACUGUGCGUAUCAGAAGGAAGUCGCAGGGCUCUGUACCGCAAAGCACUCUGUCUGAGGGAGAUGGGACAGCUCAGAGAGGCUUACACGUGUGGAACCAAGUGUCUCCUCACAGCACCAAAUGACAGGCAGGUGAGUGACUUGGCCCAGGAUCUAGCCAACAAACUGGGACUGAAGGGUCGUAAAGCCUACGUCAGCCCACAGACAGAGUCCACAGCCACAGAAGGUGACAGUCAUGGGGAGACUUCCCCACCCACUGGAGAGAUGUCCUCCAAUGGAAUUGAAUCUCUGGGUGACAUCACACCAGCUGACCUCUCCAGCGCACAGUGCAUCCCCGCUCCUUUGGCCACUCCUAUUCCAGUUAGUGAUGACCCAGCGACCACUGUGGUAACGUCGUGCACUGACUUGUCAGAGAGCCCCAGCAGCCAGGUGCCUCCCAUGCAAUACUCUGUCCCGGUGUCAGAGCACAUGGAUGAAUGCAGCAUCAUGAAGGAUGAGCUGGACAGCCUGUUGGAAUCCAUUCCCAAGAAAGUCAGUGAGAGUCCAGUGGGUGCUAUCCCUACAAACCUCCCGAACACAGCGGUUGGUCUCCGGCCUCCUUACUCACCCAGCCUUCCACCCCCUUCAUCCCAGCUUCCCCAAGCCUUCUUUAGCUCCUCGAUCAGUGACAUGCCCCCUCUGGAUCCUUACUCAUCGCUACGGGACCAGGGCUCCACCCAGGCGCAGGACGCACUGGGAGGCUUUUCCACAAUGUCUAUGGAAGGAGAAGGGAAGGCAGGAGUCGCCGCUGGCGGACUCGACUCAUUGUCUGAGUACACUCUCCCUGGGGGACGAGUGUCUCACAGCUUCAUCCCUGGAAUGCGCAACCACAGUGCACAUGCAAAUGGUCCAGCAGGAACCAACCUGUCACUGCUCUCCAGGAAUCCUCUGGCUGCUACACACGAGUUUCGGCAGGCCUGUCAUGCCUGUUACAGCAGAAUAGGUCCACGAGUGAUGGACUACAAGUACCAGCCAGAGGCAGCACAUCGCUGUAAAAGAGAUGUGCUGCUGUGUCGCCUUAAAAACUCAGAAGACCCCACCUGGAAGAGGAUUCGGCCCCGGCCUGCACGGAACAAUUUCCUGGGGGCUUUUGUACUCUGUAAGGAGGUACAGGAGCGUCAGGAAUGCCAGUAUGGGGAGAACUGUACAUUUGCGUACUGCCAGGAGGAGAUCGAUGUGUGGACUCAGGAGAGGAAGGGCGCGCUGAGCCGAGAGCUACUGUUUGAUCCACUGGGCAGCACGGAGCGGCGGGCACUGAGCGUCACCAGACUGCUGCAGCUCCACAUGGGCAUGUUCAUGUUCCUCUGUGAGGAAUGUUUUGACAGUAAACCUCGCAUCAUCAGCAAACGCAGCAAAGAAAACUUGGCGGUCUGUUCAAACCUCACCGCUCGACACCCGUUCGACGAUAACAAGUGCCUGGUGCACGUGGUGAGGUCAGCCAAUGUGCGCUACAGUAAGGUGCGUCCUCUGCACCCCCUCUGCCAGUUUGAUAUUUGCCGGCAUGAGGUCCGCUAUGGCUGCCAGCGCGAGGACAGCUGCUCCUUUGCUCACUCUGUUAUAGAGCUCAAAUGCUGGGUUCUGCAGCAGGACACUGGUAUCACCCAUGAAGAGAUGGUGCAGGAGUCCAAGAGACACUGGCAGCGGCUGGAGCAGAAUGCACAGAAGCAGCAGAAGCCUAUCCAUAUACCCCAUCCGAGCAGCAGCGUACCUGUGGGAGGGCUGGGGGGAAUAGGGGGUGGUGGUGGAGUAGGAGGAGAUGGCAUGGGUGGUGGCGGCGUAGGUCCAGUCAGUGGGUUAGGAGCAGGAAGAGGGCGCCCGCUCAACCUGAAAAUGAAGUUUGUGUGCGGUCAGUGCUGGAGAGAAGGUCAGGUCAACGAGCCGGAUAAGAACCUCAAGUACUGUACUGCCAAGGCACGGCACAGCUGGACAAAAGAACGCAGAGUAUUGCUGGUAAAAUCAUUUGAGAAGAAGAAGUGGGUUGUUGUCCGGCCUCUCCCCUUCUCCCGCACCUAUCCACAGCAAUAUGACAUGUGCGUGCAUGUGAUGAAGCAGAAGAAGUGCCACUAUAUUGGGAACUGCUCUUUCGCCCACAGUCUUGAGGAGAGGGACGUCUGGACGUACAUGAAAAACAACAGCUUGAGAGACAUGCAACAGAUGUAUGAAUUGUGGCUGCAGCUCACCAAUCAGAGUAGACGUUUGGAUAACUCUGCUGUGACCCCACCCCCAGAAGAUAAGCAGGUCACCAUAACAGCAGAUUACACAGAAGGCAUGGGAGGCCGGCAGUUAUCGGAUGGGGACGACCUUUAGGCGAUGCUGUGUUGACUAGAAGCAGUCGAUCGCCGCUGAACUGCAUACGGAGAGAUGGGCAUGCCACACCAGCUACAACCGAACAGUUUGUCGUCUUACCGGUCUGAUCUACUCUAACAUCUAGCCAGCAGCAAGAAAGCAGAUUGACACAAAAUAAAAAACGAUUGAACCCACCCUCACACAAACAUUUUACACACAAAACACAAAUCGCGGGAGCCAAUUCAAGCUUUGUAAAUACAGUGUAGGUCUUUAGUCUUUUGUUUGCCUACCAUGCUGCAGUCACAUACGACUCCUUUAGUUUUCCCCUCAGCAGAUUGUACCACAGAAAUUCCACAGACAACUUGUUUUGCAUUGAAUAAAAUAAGUGUUUCCCAGCAGCUUUGUCCACCAGAAACCAUUGUUUUUUUGUUUGUUUGUUUUUCUUUCCUAAAUCCUUGUUGCACUGGAGCAAUUCUUGGGUGGGCGCGCUGGUCGCAGCUCUUACAUUUUUCUUGCUGAUAGUUCAAAAACCCAAUAAACGCUCACCACUUUGGGGUGCAAAAACUCUCAGUGCUGUAACGGCUGUCAAAACUGAAGAAACUGUAAAGCACUGGAAAAAAAGAGUUUCUGGUGGACAUGCCUCGCUGAGCUCUGCAACAACCAAAUCCUACUCUCCUUCCUUUGUGGGGAUACAGUGAGAGGAUCAGAACAAAUUAAAUUGAUUUUGAACAUUAUUUUUUUUUCUUCCUUCCAAGGAGAGUAACACUUCCUUGUUGUAUUGUCUGCCAUAUUGGUAGAAAGCUAUGAAUGUAAUGCCUUCAUUGGCCUUCAUAAAGAGGAAAAUUAGUCAUCUAAAACGUUGCUGUGGUAGAAUGUAUGUAAGUAUAUGCCCCCAAACUUGUGUAAUUACAGUUCACACCCCUCUUUGAUUAAAAAAGGCCCCUUAAUAGCUGGUUGUGUAAUCAUACCAACUGUUCUUGCGUGGGAUGAGCACAGACACACACACACUCUUACCUUUUUACCUUCUGCCCAUAGGAGAAUCAAUUUGCAUGUCAUUUCCUCUCAGGUUGGCAAAAGCGGGGGCUAAAAUGAUGCUUUCACAACAUAGCUGAUCAAACACCUGGAUUAAAUUACAUAAGGCUAAUGGUUCGGAGUCCUCGAGGGGAUGUUCACCAUAAAAUACUGUGCUGGCAUGCAGCUGACAGACGGGUGAAGCUGGUGUAGGAGAACUACCGAGAAGUGACUGCAGCACUUCAAUCCCAGCUGGAGCUGCUCUUUGCAAUGGAUCAGACGGCAGAUGGCUGGUUUAAAAGUAAUGACCUCACUUGAACCGAAGCAAAGGGAAAAUGUUGCUCAUGCAGAAUAUUUGAGUUGUAGGAGUGGGGGGAAAAAAAAAAAAAAAAAGCUUUGUAGUACUCCAAGAAAAGACAAGUC